AUGGGUUGUGGGAAAUCCAAACAUGAUGUGGCCUCAGGAAACGCUGUCCUCCAACGCAAGAAAUCCAGUGCCAAAUCCAAGGCAACCCACGAAAAUGGGACAGAAAGUAAAGACAAAAGCAACAACAAUGUUGACAAUGUAAGUUCUGGGGUGCAAGUGGAACGGAAGGAAAGUGAAAGUGUCAAAAAGUUUGGUGUUGAAGGUAAGGGUGAUGAAGUUAAUGAUGUCAAAGACGAAGCUGAGAAAACAAAUGUGCAAGAUGAAGUCAAUGAUAUCAAAGGUGAAGCUGAGAAAACAAAUGUGCAAAUGGAUGAAGUUAAUGAUGUAAAAGGAGAAGCUGGGAAAACAAAUGUGCAAGUUGAUGAAGUUAAUGAUGUCAAAGGUGAAGCUGAGAAAACAAAUGUUCAAGUAGAUGAAGUUAACGAUGUAAAAGAAGAAGCUGAGAAAACAAAUGUGCAAGUUGAUGAAGUUAAUAAUGUCCAAGGUGAAGCUGAUAAAACAAAUGUGCAAGAAGAGAAAGAAGCUGAUCAGGCUGAAGAGGGAAAGACACAGGAAACUGUUGCUGCUGAGGAACAGUCUGAGGAAUCUGUAGGAGGAAAAGAUGAUUCAUUGAAAGAGAAUGAUCAGAAAAUCAAUGAUGCUGAUACUCCUGUUGCUACAGAAGAGAAAAUACCAGCAGAAAAUGAAAAAGACGUCAGUGUGAAGGAAGAAGACAAAAAAGACACAAACGUUACAACCACUGAAUCUGAAGGCGAGGAGAAGGAUUUGAAAGCUGAGCAUAGUCACGGUGCAACCAACAACAAUGUCAUUGGCAUAUCUUUCAUCACUUGUGAAAUCAGAUAA
Messenger RNA from Abrus precatorius (Indian licorice), 843 nucleotides. RefSeq names its product FK506-binding protein 5. The record is from RefSeq and is a predicted model, not a curated record. The coding region runs from base 1 to 843 and encodes 280 amino acids. Lineage: Eukaryota; Viridiplantae; Streptophyta; Magnoliopsida; Fabales; Fabaceae. The transcript has 3 exons.